Parasteatoda tepidariorum (common house spider) is the source of this 2267-nucleotide messenger RNA. Its product is annotated as hexosaminidase D. Lineage: Eukaryota; Metazoa; Arthropoda; Arachnida; Araneae; Theridiidae. Gene Ontology annotation, molecular function: hexosaminidase activity. The record is from RefSeq and is a predicted model, not a curated record. Gene Ontology annotation, biological process: carbohydrate metabolic process.
AUAAUUAACCAGUAAAAAUACUUAACUGGUAACACUGUAAAAGUAUUUAGCGUUGAUUCAGUUCAAUCUAAAGUAAUUCCAGGUGUAUUUCAGACCGGCAAUAUUUCAGGGCUGCAGGUUUUGAUUUUCAAUUGUUUAUGUUUGCUUUUAAAGUUUUGUGAUAUUUGCACAAAAGCCCCUACAAAAUGCCUUUGUAUUACUAUUAAAAUAAACAACCAAAAACUAGAUAAAUGUAAAACGAUCGUUUUUUGAUUCAUUGGGAACAAAAUGUUCAUAAUAACGGCUUAAUUUUCUAUUAUUUUUUUAUUUCAACUUGACUUCCAUAUAUUUAUAAUUUCACUUACCAUUUUAAAACUAACUGUACCUGGAAAUGAAUCCAAUCGACUGUGGAUCUCAAGAAUUUGGAAGGUUAGUUCAUUUUGAUCUGAAAGGUGCUCCACCAGUCAUAUCAUAUUAUGAACAGAUAUUUUCUAUACUGAAAAAACUGGGAGCUACUGGAAUUCUUAUGGAAUAUGAAGACAUGUUUCCAUAUGAAGGUGAUCUUCAAAUUGUUUGCCAGCCAGAUGUUUAUAGUAAGGAAGAAAUUGAAAGAAUCCAAAGUCUGGCUACUGAAAAUGGAUUAGAUGUAAUUCCUUUGGUACAGUCUUUUGGACAUUUAGAAUUUCUUUUAAAACAUGACAGAUAUUAUGAAAUACGGGAGAAUGAGCGUUAUCCUAACGCUUUAUGCCCCUCUCAUCCUAAAAGUGAAUCUGUUAUUUUUGACAUGAUCAACCAAAUACUUGACAGUCAUUCCAGUUCAAAAUUUAUUCACAUUGGUGCUGAUGAAGUUUGGCAUCUUGGCCAGUGUAUUAAUUGUAAAGAAAAAAUGGUGUCUCAAAAUUGGAAGAAAGAACAUCUUUUUCUUGAUCAUGUUACUAGAAUAGCACAGAAAAUACGUGAAAAGAACCCUGACAUUGGAAUAAUCAUUUGGGAUGAUAUGAUGCGGGAAAUAGAUAUUGAUAUUUUAAAAGCAUCUGAUAUUGGAAGUCUUGUAACUCCUAUGGCUUGGCAUUAUUUACCAGUGGAUGAAUUUAAACUCAAAAGUGCUCUUUGGGAAAAAUACUCUAAAGUAUUUCCAAAUAUUUGGAUUGCAAGUGCUUUCAAAGGUGCAACCGAAAUGACACAGAUAAUUACUCCUACCAGAUAUCAUGUUGCUAACCAGCAGGCGUGGCUUAAAAUGCUGGGAGACUUUGGACAUCUGUUUAAGAAGAUCAAUGGUGUAGCAAUCACAGGUUGGCAAAGAUUUGAUCACUAUACAGUUCUGUGUGAAUUAUUUCCGGUAGCUCUGCCUACUUUAGCUGUUUGUUUGUUAACAUUGACUGAAGGUGAGUUUAAUGAAAAGGCUCUCAAAACAGCAUCUUCACUUCUUGGAUUUCAAAAUUUAAUUGAAAUGGACACUUUUCCUCGGCCACAGCCAGUUGGUCCACCCCCACUUUUCCCUGGAGGAAAUAUCUACAAUAGCUGCUUGCAGUUAGCUAAUUGCAUUACAGAGUAUCAUAUAUUAAUGCAUCAUCCCAGCAUUGAAGGGGCAUUCAGCAGCUUUCAAAUUAUGCAUAAUCGAGUGAAUACCCUGCAUAUCGAUCAAUUUCUUCCUCGAGCUAGAAUUUUGUUAAUGAAUAUGGAAGCAAUUAAUGUUCAGCUUGAAAAAGAAUUGGCAAAAAUCUUCUACCCAAGCACAGUGAAAGAAUUCUUGGUGGUGAACAUCAAUCCUUUUCUUGAAAAGCUUCGCAAACUUGUAAGAGAUGCUGAUCAGCAAAUUAUAUUUCACUUACCACCAGAAGAAAUGCAGUCAAAUUCUAGUUGAUGCCUUUUUCCAAGCAUCUAUAUGUUAUUGCAAAAGCCUGAAGUCUGGCAAAUUCUAAGUUUUACUGAUAAAAUCUAGGAUUUAUCAAAAUGGCUUGGUAACUUCUAGUUUUUACUGCAAAGGCUUCAGAGUGAAAUGGAAUCAUAUUAAAGCAUACUUCUGACUUUUACCAAGCCAAUUUGGUAAAAGUUAGGUUUUACCAGUAAAGCCUAAGAAUUUCCAGAAUCUGGGUUUUUACUGUAAUAUAUACGAGUGGUAUUGAUAGCACCACUUGGUUUAUUGUUACCCCGAGUGCUAAUUAAUGUUUUUAAAAAAUUAACAUUUAUUUAAAAACAAAUUUAUUAUUUGUAAAUCUUCCUUUCUUAAUUCUAUGCAAAUCUAUUUAUUGUUUUUAACUGAAAAUAAAACAUUGUCAAUUUGUUAA